Abrus precatorius (Indian licorice) is the source of this 1440-nucleotide messenger RNA. RefSeq lists its product as uncharacterized. Gene Ontology annotation, molecular function: triacylglycerol lipase activity. The transcript has 5 exons. The record is from RefSeq and is a predicted model, not a curated record. Bases 1 to 1440 code for a protein of 479 amino acids. Gene Ontology annotation, biological process: lipid metabolic process. Lineage: Eukaryota; Viridiplantae; Streptophyta; Magnoliopsida; Fabales; Fabaceae.
AUGGCUUCAGGAGAACCAUUCGGUAGCAAUUACCUUUUGCUGAGGCCAGAAGAGGCGAGUGUUGUGGAUCUUGGGCACCUCUUAUUAUCUUCUAACUUAAACAAUAGAAAAUUCAUAGAGUGCCCAGAAGAUGUUGAGGCAAGCGAGUUUCGCCAAAGAUGGCUACUCUUCACAUCUGUUGUGGCCCAAAAGGUCCUCUUGCUCUCAGCAAACUCAUUCAAAAAGGUUGGCGAUACGUUGGAGUGGUGCCUCAAUUGUCUAUCAAGUAAUGGAGGCUUAAUAAGGCUCUUCCUUAACUUUCUAAGAGGAAAGAUGAUAACACCGGAAAGAUCAUCUGCUUCGUUCUUGUCUGUGGUGGGCAACCUUGAUACACGAGUUGAUUUAGACAAGAACAUUGAAGAGAAAGAUUCCAAGUACAAAGGGAUGCUAUCAAUGAUGGCUUCCAAAUUAUCUUACGAGAAUGAACAAUUCAUUAGUAACGCAGUCAGAAAUCAUUGGCAUAUGGAUUUCUUGGGACUACAUAGCUUCUGGAACGAUUACCAAGAGCUCUGGUCCACACGUGCAAUCAUAUUGCAAGAUACCAAGUCUGAACCCAACUUGAUUGUGGUUGCAUUCAGGGGAACAGAGCCAUUUGAUGCGGACCAAUGGAGAACAGAUGUUGACAUCUCUUGGUAUGAAUUGGCCAACGUGGGUAGGAUACAUAGUGGGUUCAUGAAAGCUUUAGGUCUGCAGAAAAACAGUGGAUGGCCCAAAGAGAUAGAGCAAAGUAGCAGUAGUGGUUGUGCUCAGCAUAGUUAUGCCUACUAUACAAUAAGAGAGAAGCUGAGAGCCAUGUUGGAGGCAAAAGAGGAUGCAAAAUUCAUAUUGACAGGGCACAGCUUGGGAGGAGCCUUGGCCAUUCUGUUUGCAACGGUGCUCGUCUUUCAUGAGGAGGCAUGGCUUUUGGACAAGUUAGAAGGGGUUUAUACAUUUGGGCAGCCAAGAGUAGGGGACAAUCAGUUUGGGGAGUACAUGAAGGACAAGUUGAGAAAGUAUGAUGUGAGGUAUUUGAGGUAUGUUUACUGCAAUGACAUGGUGCCUAGGGUUCCUUACGAUGACAAAACCCUCUUCUUUAAGCACUUCGGUCCUUGCCUCUAUUUCAACAGCUUUUACCACGGCCAGGUUCUAGAGGAGGAGCCAAACAUGAAUUAUUUCUCUUUGUUCUGGGUAAUACCUAAGAUCCUAAACGCAAUUUGGGAGGUUGUUAGAGGAUUCCUUAUCCCAUUCGUUAAAGGUAAAGACUAUAAACAGAAUUGGUUCAUGACGGUGUUCAGGCUCAUUGGAUUGAUAAUUCCAGGACUACCGGCUCAUCUUCCUCCGGAUUACGUCAAUGUUACCACAUUGGGAUCCUUACACGAACUUCUAGAAAUUCAAAAAUCAGAAGAUUCCAAGGCUGACUAA